Messenger RNA from Vigna umbellata (rice bean), 795 nucleotides. NCBI's taxonomy places the organism in Eukaryota, Viridiplantae, Streptophyta, Magnoliopsida, Fabales, Fabaceae. The record is from RefSeq and is a predicted model, not a curated record.
CAUCAUUAAUGGAUGAGAAUGUUUUAUCUUCUGCGAAAGCAUCAAAAUCAAAAACUAAUAACACCCUUUUCAAAGCAAAUAGAUAAGUUUUCAGUGAAAUUUAACAUCAACACUCUCCUAGGAAGAAAUUCUAGUUGCAAAGUAGAGAUUCUGGAAGUUUUCCAGGAACCAUCCGAUCAAGAUAUUAUAUUAUGUCUGGAAUAGAGGCACGUAAAUGAUGAUACGGACGAUACUCCUGGAACUCCAAUCAAUCACCAUGAUCUUUUAUCUCCUUCAACUGAUCCAACAUCUUUAAUGUAUGAGAAUGUUUUAUCUUCUGGGAAAGCAUCAAAAUCAAAACUAAUAACACCCUUUUCAGAGCCAACAGAUAGGUUUUCAGUGAAAUUUAGCAUCAAACACUCUCCCUAGUGUAGAGAAUGGGAAACAAGAACCUGAUCAUGAGUAUAUUGAGAAUGGUGAAGAUGAUGUUGUCAGAAGAGUUCCACAACGUGAAAGGUGUUCAUUGGUAUCAGGAGUCAAACCGGCUUGUAAAUUCAUGUAUGAUAAAACGGAGGAUAGGUCACUUGUUGAAUUUUUUGGCAAUCUAUCACGAGAAUGGGCACUAGAGUGCAUGAAAUACUUAUUGCUGGUAUAUCUCAGAGGCAACCUACAUAUUAUUGUGCCGGUUGUCAAAGAAUGUUGUGAACAGUUGGGCAUGGAUGCUUGCUUAAGGAUUUUUGAGCAAUUCAGAAAAUGGAUGCCUUCUGUAAAAGGGACAAGCUUGAAUGCAGUGAGGAACUAGUUGAUCUUGUAAAG